UGUUGAUGGCAUUUUGCAACAAACCUACAUUCACAGUAACACGAACGGAAUAAUUAUUGCAGUAUUUGCAGAGUCCCUGUCUAUAUUUUUUGUUUGUGGAUAGGUAAAUUCACCUUAAAAUUGACAUUUAACAGUUUAAUGACAGCCCUGAUAGAAGUUGUGUGGAUUGUGCAGUUAACCAUGAAGUAGUUUUUUGACAUAUGUCAUUGUCAUCAAAAUGUCACACGUGAAACCCAAACCUUCGAUAAGUUUAUUCAAACAACUUUGGAACGACUGGCCAGAACUGGUUGGCUCCCACUUUAUGGGGACCUUAGGCCUAUUGCUUUGUGGUGGAUCACUUUUGCUGUACUACAAAAAAGAUGGCGAUUUUAGAAAACACAAAUUGGAGUACACUGUGAUAAGGGAUGACGAUUGUAUGGCAGAUAAAUACAAGAAAAUUUACAAGGAGUUGGAUAAGGCUUAUUAUAAAAAAAUUGGUGUCGAAAUGCCAGAUGAUUGUAAAGAAUAGGUUUAUAUUUUGUUUUUUUAUUUAACCUUACUUAGAUUUCCUCAUGGCCCAAGCAAAAACUAAGUUUGUUUUUGGCUAACCUUUCUUAGUAAUCUAGUAAAUUACAAAAAACAACUACUAAACUAGAUUUUAUUCAAAUUUGCUAGUUUCUCAUAAAUAUGUAGACAUUAAUAAA
This is a messenger RNA of Brassicogethes aeneus, 683 nucleotides long. The record is from the annotation of a GenBank genome assembly. NCBI's taxonomy places the organism in Eukaryota, Metazoa, Arthropoda, Insecta, Coleoptera, Nitidulidae.